Messenger RNA from Bicyclus anynana (squinting bush brown), 1267 nucleotides. RefSeq names its product pyroglutamyl-peptidase 1. The record is from RefSeq and is a predicted model, not a curated record. Gene Ontology annotation, biological process: proteolysis. Gene Ontology annotation, cellular component: cytosol. Lineage: Eukaryota; Metazoa; Arthropoda; Insecta; Lepidoptera; Nymphalidae. The coding region runs from base 176 to 844 and encodes 222 amino acids. The transcript is spliced from 3 exons. Gene Ontology annotation, molecular function: pyroglutamyl-peptidase activity.
AAAUCAGCUGACAAAUGUCAGAAAACGGUCUGGCCAACUACUCCAAGAUUAACUUUUUUCAUAUUUCCAAAUUCCAAAACCAAAACAAAGAAUUAUUAUCGUAGGGCUUGGACAAAGGCUUGAAAUAAAAUUAUAUAAUAUUUUAUAUUGUACUUAAUUGACUAUAUAUGUAAUAAUGAAUGACUUAGAUUCUCUAUUCAAGCCCAUAGUUCUGGUGACUGGUUUUGGACCAUUUCUGAAUCAUCCGGUGAACGCAAGCUGGGAAGCUGUGAGGUCGAUGAAUAAAGAGGAGAUAGAAAAUAAGUUUAACAUCGAACUAGUGCUGCUAGAGAUACCCGUCACGUAUGAGAAUGUAGACGAGUUUGUGCCAGCACUUUGGGAAACACAUACACCUAAGCUAAUGAUCCAUGUUGGUGUAUCCAGUGUUGCCAAUUGUAUAACCCUAGAGACUCAGGCACACAGAAAAGGGUACCAGAGACUGGACUACUUCGACAGAUGCCCCGCAAACAAUGUGUGUCCCGCGGAGGGAGCUAUUAGGAUACACACAAAACUGGACGCGGACAGAAUAUGCAAGGACUUCAAUAGUAACCCACAGCUGGAAACAAAAGCAAUUACUUCAAGAGAUGCUGGAAGGUACCUCUGUGAGUACAUAUACUACACAUCUCUCAGUGUAGACAACACCAGAACCCUGUUUGUUCAUGUACCAGACAUGAAUGUUUAUUCCUCCAACCAGACUGCUAGAGCCUUAGAGAGGAUAUUAGAGUUGUGUCUAGAACAGAUAGCCUCUAUGGAGUCUACCAAAGAAGUUACAGAAAAGAUGCAAAACAAAUGUACAUUAGAAUAAACUCUUGAAGGUGAAAGAGUUGUCAGUUAAUACAUCUCUAUGAAUAGAUAUGAUAGGAUGUAUUACUUAAUUGAAAUAUUCAGUUUAGUUCUUUCUUUCUUUUAAAGUACUGAUAAUAUGAUCUCUGAUCAAUCACUCAUACAAAACACAUUCUAGUUUUAGAAUUUGGCGCCCUUUAGAAAUUUGCUGCCAUAAAUUACGUAUUAUAUUAACAAAAUUGUUUUUAUCAUUAUAAGAUUUUACCUAUUGAAUGUUAUUAAUGUAUGUAUUCAUAUUUGUGUACCUACAUUCCAAAGAAUAUUUUGUUAACUACCUGUGUAUUAUUUGGUGGAAGUAGUUAUAUUACCAAUUAAGCGCAACAAAUUAUUACUAUUAAAAUUAUGAUCAAAAUAUCUACAUUGUAAAAUAUAAGUAUCAAGAAUA